AUGUCUUCAUCGCUGGAUAAGCCGCCGACGGUCUCACCCGUCGGCCCCGACUACCGCUCAGAGAGCCAAAAGCCCACGGCAACUGUCUCAACCCCGGUGGAAUUCGACACAGUUACGGUUCUGCCACAGACGCCCCAGCUAAUUGCGUUACUCACCAUGAUCCGGGAUAAGAACACGGAUCGCGGAGACUUCAUCUUCUACUCCAACCGCAUCAUCCGUCUUUUGGUGGAGGAGGGUCUCAACCACCUGCCCACUGUUGAGAACACUGUGACCACCCCGGUCGGGCGUGUGUACGAUGGCUUGUCAUUCCAGGGCAAGAUCUGCGGUGUCUCAAUCAUGCGGGCCGGCGAGGCGAUGGAGCAGGGCCUUAGGGACUGCUGCCGCUCAGUCAGGAUCGGAAAAAUUCUAAUCCAGCGCGACGAGGAAACGGCACAACCCAAGCUCUUCUAUGAUAAGCUUCCCGAGGAUAUUGCGGAGAGAUGGGUUCUCCUUCUGGACCCCAUGUUUGCGACAGGUGGCUCCGCCAUUAUGGCUGUUGAAGUUCUGAAGUCGCGAGGCGUUCCGGAGGACCGCAUCCUGUUCAUCAACCUUAUCGCAAGCCCUGAAGGUAUCAAGAACUUCGCUACCAAGUUUCCUAAGCUCCGGGUAGUCACAGCAUUUGUCGACCAAGGGCUUGACGAGAAGAACUACAUCUGCCCCGGGCUCGGCGACUUUGGCGAUAGAUAUUACACACGGUGA
This is a messenger RNA of Lasiosphaeria miniovina, 738 nucleotides long. Its product is annotated as uracil phosphoribosyltransferase-domain-containing protein. Bases 1 to 738 code for a protein of 245 amino acids. Gene Ontology annotation, cellular component: cytoplasm. The record is from RefSeq and is a predicted model, not a curated record. NCBI's taxonomy places the organism in Eukaryota, Fungi, Ascomycota, Sordariomycetes, Sordariales, Lasiosphaeriaceae. The transcript is spliced from 4 exons.